Molecule: messenger RNA, 2731 nt
Organism: Linepithema humile (Argentine ant)
Lineage: Eukaryota; Metazoa; Arthropoda; Insecta; Hymenoptera; Formicidae
Gene: mei-9
Product: DNA repair endonuclease XPF mei-9
Biological process (GO): resolution of meiotic recombination intermediates; double-strand break repair via homologous recombination; nucleotide-excision repair involved in interstrand cross-link repair
Cellular component (GO): nucleotide-excision repair factor 1 complex
Molecular function (GO): single-stranded DNA endonuclease activity; single-stranded DNA binding; damaged DNA binding
Source: RefSeq, a predicted model, not a curated record
AUUGAAUUAAAAAUUAUUAAUAAACAUGUUGGAAUACGAAAAUCAAAUCUUUCUUGAAAUCCUCCAAGAGGAUGGAUUAGUUAUUACAGCUAAGGGCCUUGGUAUAGAAGCUGUUUUUGCAAAUGUGAUAAAAGCUUAUUCAGAUCCAGGCAAUUUAGUUAUAGUUCUAGGAACCACUGAUUACGAUGAGAGUUACUUUAUUGAUCUGCUUAAAAAUUAUGGGACAAAUAUAUUGCCACGUGUAGUCAAUGCUGAAUGUCCUUCUAAUGAAAGGGAAAUAAUGUACUUGGAGGGUGGAGUGCUGUUUAUAUCAGGUCGUAUCUUGGUGGUAGAUCUGUUAAAAAAUAGAGUCCCACUGCACUUAGUCACUGGUAUUCUUGUAUAUAGAGCCCACAAUAUUCUGAAUUUGUAUCAAGAAGCAUUUGCAUUGCGUUUGUACAGGCAAAGUAACAAGACUGGAUUUAUCAAAGCGUUUACAAAUUCGUCAUUGGCUUUCACAGUUGGAUAUUCACGAGUAGAACGAGUUAUGAAGGCCUUGUUUGUGAAAAAAUUAUACUUAUGGCCACGCUUUCAUACAACUGUUAAUAACUGUCUAUCUAAGCACGAGCCUGAUGUUAUAGAAUUACACGUAAAAAUCACACCAAAGAUGCAAAACAUUCAAACAGCAUUGCUUGAUGUUAUGAAUUAUAUCGUGAAAGAAUUGAAAAGGCUCAAUAAAUAUUUAGAUUUAGAUGAGUUAACUGUGGAGAAUGCAAUAGCAAAAAAGUUUCAUAAGCAAUUACAUUCGCAGCUAGAUCCAAUCUGGCAUCAACUCAGUACAACGACCAAACAACUAUUUUCUGAUCUAAAAACAUUACGAUCCCUUAUUAUAUCUUUGACGUAUGAAGAUUCCGUUUCAUUUUAUGCCAUGCUAAAUCGUUUACGGACUAUGGAAUAUGCUGUGAAGUCCAGUGGUUGGAUAAUGUUAGAUGAAGUCGAGAAUUUAUUUAAAUAUGCUAAAAGCAGAGUUUAUUCAGAAAAGAAUGAACUAAAACCAGAACCAAAUCCAAAGUGGCUAGCUUUGUCAGAAGUUCUGUUUGAGAUUCAAGAACAGAAGCGUAAGAAGAAAGACAAUGAAAAUAUUGAUAAAGUUCUUAUUUUAGGACAUGAUAACAAUAUAUGUCAUCAAAUAAAGAACUAUUUAACUAUGGGUGCCAAUGAAUACUUACUUUAUGAGGCUUUAAAGAAACUAUCGCAUAAUAAAGAACAAAAAACAAGUAGCAAUAGUGAGAAAGACACAAAAGAUCAGGAAUCGACAUCUGAAAAUAAUGCAGAGGAAGAAACUCGAGGAGAUCAUGACACUUAUGUGCUCACCUUGUCACAGAAAUGCGUGGAAGAAACUACGCCAAGUACUUCUACAACAGAUGUAAAACAACAAACUUUGUUUGAAGAAUGUUCGCAAUUGGCAGAUUUAGAUUUAACCAGUUGCGCAACAUCCGCGCCUUUGGUUUUCAUACAAGCCAUAAAAAAGGGAGGAGAUCCAAUGGCUUUACAACGAACGUUAACUGAGCAUACGCCAAACAAUGUUAUUUUAUAUGUAGCCGAUAUCAGUACCGUAAGGCAAUUAGAGAUAUAUCAGAAUAAUAAUCCUUCAUUAGAUCUGAAGGUAUAUUUUUUAAUUUAUGGCGGAUCUGUUGAAGAGCAAGAAUAUCUUACUUCAUUACGACGGGAAAAGGAAGCGUUUCAUUCUUUAAUUAAUACGAAAACUACGAUGGUUGUACCAGAAGAUCAAGAUGGAAAAUCGGAGGAUUGUCUGACUUUUGCUGUACAAUCAGAUAACGCAGAACAGGAAAAUACGCGUAAAGGUGGAAUGCAAUCUGAAACCAAAGUAAUUCAGAAAGUUAUUGUCGAUAUGAGAGAAUUUAGAAGUGAAUUACCUGCCAUUUUAUACACUCGUGGUAUAAAAAUUGAACCGGUGACGUUAGUGGUAGGUGAUUACAUCCUUACACCAGAGAUAUGCGUUGAGAGAAAAAGUAUAUCUGAUUUAAUUGGUUCUUUACUUUCUGGAAGAUUAUACAAUCAAGCAGUUUCUAUGACAAGACAUUAUGCCAAACCCAUGCUUCUCAUAGAGUUUGAUCAGAAUAAACCAUUUUGUUUUCAGGGAAAUUAUUAUGUUAGUAGAGAUCUUAAAAAUACUGAAAUAACUUCAAAGUUACAAUUACUAACGCUCCAUUUUCCUAAACUAAAACUUAUAUGGUCUCCUAGUCCACAAGCAACAGCACAGUUGUUUGAAGAAUUGAAGCAAGGACGAAAUCAGCCUGAUUCAAAUGUAGCUGCUAAAAUUGGAGCAGAUGAAAACACGGAAGACAAACAAAUAAUGGUAGAAAAGUAUAAUUCUCACAUACAAGAUUUUAUGGCUAAAUUACCUGGUGUGCAUUCGAAAAACUUGCGUAUUCUAUUGAAUAAAGGAAAAUCGUUAGAUCAUCUUAUUACACUUUCACAAGAAGAAUUAAAAGAAAUAAUUGGGAAUGCAAAUGAUGCUGAAAUGUUGUAUAAAGCUCUACAUGAGAAAUGUUUAUUAACAUAUGAAAAAUCGUUAACUAACAAAGGUGUUUCCAAAGUACGCGGCAAGAAACUUUUUUCCAAAGUAAAAAAAUGAGAUACAGAUAGAUAAAUCACAAUAAAGUACAACAGAUAAGAAAGGAUAUAUCAAAAAAGCAAGCGAAAUAUAUUUAUUAUAAAAUAAAUUUAU